AUGACGGAUGUAUUUCUGACAAAUGAAAUAAGACUACGCCUCGCAUCGCACAGCACAUGCAAGGAAAAAUCCAAAUCCUGCGCCUGCGAAGGCGUUCCAGACCAAUUAAGCUGUUAUAUCAGAGCCCAGAAACAACCCCUCCAUCACCUUUCUGGCAUGUCGCUAUUUUGGCCUUGCCCUGGAUUAUCUGUUAACCUGGGUGAGCAAAUGAAGGACUUCAGCGGAAACAUGCUUCAGUAUACUUUACCCUGGUUAUCUAUCAGCCGAACAUCGUGGACAUCGCAUGUUAUAAAGAUGCAGUGGACUUCGGAAGAUUUGAGGGUUGCUUAUAAUCUGGAAGGUCAUAACCUUGGGAGUGCUGUAUCAGACCGGCCUGGUGCUGGAGGAUGUGGUAGGUACUGUACUCUUAUGGAACGAAAAGCGUUCUCGUCUUGA
Messenger RNA from Aspergillus niger, 435 nucleotides. RefSeq lists its product as hypothetical. The coding region runs from base 1 to 435 and encodes 144 amino acids. The record is from RefSeq and is a predicted model, not a curated record. The transcript has 2 exons. Lineage: Eukaryota; Fungi; Ascomycota; Eurotiomycetes; Eurotiales; Aspergillaceae.